ACGCCGCGGGCUGCGGAGGCCGGAGUGCAUUCACUCUUUAAUCGCGACUAGCGUCAUCAAGUAAACAAGUUUUCCACAAAGUGCCACACACGGAAGAUAGGAACGAUAGAUACACAGAGAAAUUGAACAUUAAAGUUUUAUUAAACGUUUAAUCAUCUUGAAGGAGCAAAUAUUAAAACUUCAACCAUAUAUAACAUAAGUUCUAGUAAAAGUGAGUGCGUCAGCUGUAAUAUUAAGAAAUCAGUGCAAAGGUUAUUUCAUCAUAAUGGACGCCACAAUGGAAAAUAAAAUGGGCCUACCACCGCCGUACGAACAGAUGCCACCUCAUCCUGCGCCGCCGCCAUCUUACUAUGCAAACGCACCAUCUCCGCCACCACCGGUCACGGAUAACCCCCGCACACUUGUGGUUACAUCUGCCCCCAGAACGAACACUGCUUCAAUCAAAAUGGGUCCAGGACCUACCGGUACAGUGUGCCCUACGUGCAAUAAGUCAAUAGUGACAAGGGUAGAAUACGUAUCAAACAAUCGAACGCAUAUCGUAUCUGCAGCUCUUUGUGUUAUUGCCGGAUGCUGCUGUGGCUGCUUGGUUCCGUAUUGCAUCAAGUCCUGUAAAACAGCGAAUCAUUACUGUCCUCAAUGCAGAGCCUUUAUAGGCACCCACGUUCCUUCGUAAUCAAUAUUCUUGAUCUAGGUAAUUGUAAGCGUACUUAAGGUCCAUUAAAUAAGUAGAUCAAGUUUAAAAUUAACCUCUACAGGGUAUUUAUCUCGCUCGACUCGGUUUGGUACUUUGAAAAAUAGUAUUUUUAAAUGCAAUUUUUUAUUUUAUGAUAACAUUUCUAAGCAUCUACGGAAUUAUGUUUUUUUUUAUAAAAUAAGUAAGUAAGUAAGGAUUUUUUUUUAUAUAAUUACAAUAGAACUUGAUUGAAAAAUAUGAAUCGAAAGGUUGUGUGUAGAUUGGUGUUUAGGUUUCAUGUCUCUAUCUAAUAAAAUCAAAUUCUCCUUAUUUGUUUAACAAACGUUCGCUCGAAUUUAAUUAUUUUUAAUUUUAUUUAGAUUAUAUAUUUUUUAUUAUUAAGAAUUUUCUUGAAACUGAAAUGUAUAAUCUCUUUAUUAGAAAAUUAAGAACAAUAAAGAUCUUAAUGUUAUAUACACGACCUUAAUUUCUAAUUAAAAUUGUAUACUGGCUGAAUAGUUUUACACCGAUGCCUCUUUCUGCCAACACUUAUUUGACAUUGGAUAGAAAAAAAAACACAUUGUCUAACUUAAAAUGUCACGCUCAUUAUAUUAUUUUUGGUGUAACCGGUGUUCAAUUUUAUAAUAGUAAGAGAAUAUAAUAUAUAUUAUGAUAGUCGAAUAAAUAUAAAUAAUUUUGCUCCAUAGUGUAAUAUAUUUUUAUUAUAUCAAUUCGUAUUUAUUUAUGAUUACAAAACAGGGACUAUAAUUAUAACCUAAUAAAAUACCUCGCUUUUUUUUCGCCUCAGAAGUAAUAUUGGAAUGAAAUAAAAUUGUAUUAAUUGUUAAUUUUUUAUUUAGCUAAAGCUUAUAACUAUGCCUGAACGAAAAAAGAAACUAAAAAAAACUUCUGUGAUAAAUUUUAUAUAAAUAUAAUAUAUAAGCAGUGCUAUUCUGUGCGAGUUACAUUCAUAUUACACUUAGGAAAAAGUAUAUGUAUAUUUGAAUGCAUGUAUCCUUUAAAUUAAAUAAUUAUUUUGCAUUUCACUUUCCAAAAUUACACUUUUUCUGCUGUGAUUUCUAAGUUUGAUCGUACAGAAUAGCUCAACUAUUAACUAAAUGAAAUUUCCAUAAAUUAAAUUAAAAAUAUAAUAUAGAUUUUUAAUUAACUGUUUUAAACCGUAUUAUACCAAUUAUUGUGAAAUAGUGAAAUUUAAAUUUGUGCACCUCGAAUAUUCCCGGAAAAUCGAAAGUUUAUUCGAUUUUAUGGUAACACUUGCCUUACAUGCAUGUUCCAAAGCUUUGUCGCAAUUAUUGAUAAGAUUAAACAAAGACAGCGAUAUUAAUUAGAAAGAUCUUCAGAAAGGGUCUGUGCUACUUUUCUCAAAUACUGAAUUUCGUUAUACAAUAACGUCUUGAAUACAUAAUCUCUGGACAAACAUUGUGCUAUUAUUAUAAUAAAAAAAUAUUGUUAAUUUUUUUUUAAUUAUAAUUUAAUUAAGCAAAUGAAUUAUUUUAAUAAAAAUCGA
This is a messenger RNA of Vanessa atalanta (red admiral), 2201 nucleotides long. Its product is annotated as lipopolysaccharide-induced tumor necrosis factor-alpha factor-like. Gene Ontology annotation, molecular function: zinc ion binding. The record is from RefSeq and is a predicted model, not a curated record. Lineage: Eukaryota; Metazoa; Arthropoda; Insecta; Lepidoptera; Nymphalidae. The coding region runs from base 266 to 673 and encodes 135 amino acids. The transcript is spliced from 3 exons.